CAGGGCCCUGGAUAAAGGGAGACCCUUAGCCCUCCUGUACAGGGCCCAUGCCAGCCGGGUGAAUCAGAUGUGGGCAAGGAUGGUGAUCGGCGGAUGGUGGGGGGGGCAAUUUUUGGAACCGAUCCCCUGUAUGGCUCUCUCUGCAGCAGCUGAAAGCUGGCUUCUUCUCUUCUCCCUCCCGCUGGCUCUUAACUGCUGCAGAGAGCCGUACAGGGGACCAGUUCCAGUAAUUGCCUCCCUGCCACACUCAUCACCCUCUCUGUGCACCAUACAUUCCCCUGCUGCCCAGGCUCCCCUUGCUGUUGGCUUCCCUCCUCUUCUUCCCACUGGCAGCUGCAAGCACACAAUAGAUUUCUUCAGGAUGGAGAGUGGGGGAUGAGCCCGGUAAAUAUGUCACAUUUACCAGCCCCUUCCUUUCCUGAAUGAGAAUAAUGAGUGAUUGGUACCAAUCACUCACUGUGUUCAU
Messenger RNA from Staurois parvus, 466 nucleotides. The record is from the annotation of a GenBank genome assembly. Lineage: Eukaryota; Metazoa; Chordata; Amphibia; Anura; Ranidae.